AUGUCACGACCCAAAGUAUUCUUCGAUAUUACUAUUGAUGGAAGCAAUGCAGGACGAAUUGUGAUGGAGCUUUUCGCCGAUAUUGUACCAAAAACAGCUGAAAAUUUCCGUUGUCUUUGUACCGGAGAAAGAAAUGUGGGACGAAAAAGCGGCAAAAAAUUACAUUAUAAAGGAUCAAAGUUUCAUCGCGUCAUACCCAAUUUCAUGUUACAGGGUGGUGAUUUUACACGCGGAAAUGGUACAGGUGGUGAAUCAAUUUAUGGGGAAAAAUUUCCUGACGAGAACUUCCAGGAAAAGCAUACAGGUCCUGGUAUUUUGUCAAUGGCUAAUGCGGGACCAAAUACUAACGGCUCACAAUUUUUCAUUUGUACCGCAAAAACAGAGUGGUUGGAUGGAAAGCAUGUGGUAUUUGGGCGUGUAGUAGAAGGUAUGAAUGUUGUGAAGGCAAUCGAAAGUAAAGGAUCUCAGAAUGGACGAACAUCGGCUGAUAUAGUGAUUUCGGACUGUGGGCAGUUGUAA
This is a messenger RNA of Acanthocheilonema viteae, 519 nucleotides long. Lineage: Eukaryota; Metazoa; Nematoda; Chromadorea; Rhabditida; Onchocercidae. The record is from the annotation of a GenBank genome assembly.